UGGACCCUGGGCUGGGCCGAUCGCUGGGGGAGGUGGCGGGAAGGGGUCGCGCUUCCGACCUUCCUCCUGGGGCGCGCGGCGCGCUAGCGUCCGGAGGCGCGACCCCGCCGCUGGGGGGGGACCUGCCGGUGGCCGCGGCGUCGCGGACGGGCGGGAUGUUCCGGGGUCUGGGCAGCUGGCUGGGCUUGAACCCGCCGUCCGAGGGGGCCGGGCCUCCGGAGGGCGAUGUCCCGCCGGAGCCGCGCUCCCUGGACGGGACUGAGACGGCGGCCGACGGGCCCCCGCAGCCGGAGAUGGACCAGGACAUCCUUCACCAGGCCAAAGGCCUUGGAAGCUAUCUAUUUAACUUCGCUUCUGCCGCAACAAAGAAGAUCACGGACUCUGUUACCGAGACAGCACAGACCAUUAAGAAAUCGGUGGAAGAAGGAAGGAUAGAUGGCAUCAUUGACAAGACCAUCCUAGGUGAUUUCCAGAAGGAACAGAAAAAAUUCCUGGAAGAACAGCAUACCAAGAAGUCAGAAGUCGCUCUGCCCCCGUGGGUCGACAGCCACGACGAGGAAACCAUUCAGCAGCAGAUCCUGGCUUUAUCGGCGGACAAGAGGAAUUUUCUCCGUGAUCCUCCGGCUGGCGUGCAGUUUACCUUUGACUUCGACCAAAUGUACCCAGUCGCCCUGAUCAUGCUGCAAGAGGACGAGCUGCUGAGCAAGAUGAGAUUUGCGCUCGUGCCCAAACUAGUGAAGGAAGAAGUCUUCUGGAGGAACUACUUUUACCGAGUCUCCCUGAUCAAGCAGUCGGCCCAGCUCACGGCCCUGGCCGCGCAGCAAGCCGCCAAGAAGGACGAGAAGGCCCAGGACGGACAGGACACGGCGCCACUGACAGAGGCAGUACGGCCCAAAACCCCGCCCGUCGUUAUCAAAUCUCAGCUUAAAACACAAGAGGAUGAAGAGGAGAUCUCCACCAGCCCUGGCGUGGCCGAGUUUGUCAGCGACGCCUUCGACGCGUGCAGCUUCGAUCAGGAGGACCUGAAGAAGGAGAUGGAGCAGCUGGUGCUGGACAAGAAGGAGGGGGAGACGGCGGCCCUCGAAGAAGACUCCGCAGACUGGGAAAAGGAACUGCAGCAGGAACUUCAAGAAUACGAAGUAGUCGCAGAAUCAGGAAAAAAAGAUGAAAACUGGGAUAAGGAAAUCGAGGAAAUGCUCCAGGAGGAAAAUUAACUCUUUCCUGAGUUAAAAGCAUAAUCCAUAACAUUCUGUAACUGACACCUGGACAUUGAUUAAAUCAAAAGGCACAUGUAUAAUUCCAAAUUAUUCUUUUUCCAAGCUAAAGCUGACUCUUAUAUGUAAAAAUAUAUAUAUAAUGAAUACAGUUAUUCUAAUCAGAGGGAUGCAUUAUAUAAUAUUUCUUUAAUUUAUCUGGUUAGAGGUGCUCAUAUAGUUGGAAUAAGCAUCUUUUUUUGGGGGGGUGGGUCAGAAGUUUGGGCCACAUCCAGCUGUUUUCAGGGCUCGCUCCUGGCUCUGUGCUAAGGGAUCACUCCUGGCGGUUCUCAGGGGACCAUAGACAGUGCCAGGAAUCAAACCUGGACCAGCUGCGCGCGAGGUCAUCGCUGUGCCCUGUAUACUAUCUCUCUGGCCCUGGAAUGGAUAUCUUUGCCACAGAAACACAAGUAAAGUUUUAGAAUUCUUUUUCUGUGAGGUUAAAAAUAGAAUUUGUUCUUCCCUUGUAGAUUUCUAAUUGUUCUGAGUACAUUUUUUAUGGACGCACAUACCUUAAAGUACUGAAUGAAUUGUUCUCAAGUUGACCAAAUUGUACCAAAGAACUUAAGAGGAAGCACUUUUCAGAACUAUUUUCCUGCUAGGUGUUUUCUAAAAUUCCAGCUGAUAGAUGAGAUAAACUAAUUACUCUGAUCUUGGUUUAAACCUAGCACAAUUUGACAGAAUUGCUGUGCAAAUGAUUUUUUUUUCCUCUGGGGACUCUUCUUUCUUGUUUUUGAACUAACAUUUGAUAAUGUUACUCCUAACCUUUGCAGCAGGAUUUUGUACAAAGCAAGGCCUUUUAUCCUUUUAGCAAUAAUGGCCUUAGAAGCCCACUCACAGUCGUCUUCCACGUGUUUAAAUCGCCAGCACAUAAGAAUGUUUUAGCUUUCGUCUGUCUUAAAUCAUGCAUCUGUAUAAGAGAUACAGUUUAGGGAACUUAAUUGACACAACCCUAUUUGUAUUCUGGGACUCCAGUCGCCCUGAGUCCAUGGAAUAUGGUUCUUUUUAAAAGUGCUUUGGCCCAGUGGUAGAAUAUAAGGCUUUGGGUUCUGUCUCUAGCACACACAAAAAAAAGUGAUUUAAUGUCUGAAUAUUCCUAAGACAUUUGCUUCUCAAACCUUUUACAGUUUUCAAGGAUCCCUUCUUUCUGUUCUUGGCCCCAUAAAAAGUAGUCUAUGGUGGGGCCGGAGCCAUAGCACGGCGGGUAGGGCGUUUGCCUUGCACGCGGCCGACCGGGGUUCAAUCCCCAGCACCCCAUAUGGUACCCCAGGCACCGCCAGGAGUAAUUCCUGAGUGCAGAGCCAGGAGUAACCCCUGAGCAUCGCCGGGUGUGACCCAAAAUGCAAAAAAAAAGUAGUCUAUGCUCCUUUGACAGAGGUAUAGUUAAAAAGAACCAGAGGUUUGUGUUUAAGCAAACUUGAGUAGGUCGUUCGGGCCUGGGCUCUAGCCAUGUAUUCUGUGAAACCACGCACCCCGUCAACAGAGAUUUCCACAUGUGGCGCCAUCACUUGCAGAUUACUGAAUUCAAAUCCAGAAAUGCCAACUGGCAACUGAAAUAAUCCCAUGGAAGGUAGAAGUUUUUUGCUGUUUUGAAUAAGAAUUUGUGGGGGGGGAGGGGGCACGGGCAGGGAGGGGAGGGAUGGAAUUAUGUUCAAUAAGUAGCUGAAAACCCUAGAUGUAAGCAGACCAGGUUACGACUGCUUGCUCUCAGUCUUACACUAAAAUGUAAUGGUGAAUGUUGAAUAAAUAUGGAAGAGUCAAAAGGUUCAGAGAAAGUUGAAAAACUGUCGUUUUUACAGGAUGUUCUUAACUGUGCACUGCCCCAUGAAAAUCAAAAGGGUAAAAUAAGAUUUUCUACACAGCAUAAAAAAGACUUAUGCUAUAUUUGUAUGGAUCCAUCAAGAAGUAAAAUGUCUGAUUUUGUAAGCUA
This is a messenger RNA of Sorex araneus (European shrew), 3183 nucleotides long. It is a transcript of the gene SYAP1, whose product is annotated as synapse associated protein 1. The transcript has 9 exons. The record is from RefSeq and is a predicted model, not a curated record. The coding region runs from base 156 to 1214 and encodes 352 amino acids. Gene Ontology annotation, cellular component: synapse; cytoplasm. NCBI's taxonomy places the organism in Eukaryota, Metazoa, Chordata, Mammalia, Eulipotyphla, Soricidae.